AGUCACGAUUAGUUCCCAAUUUAGAAUUUUAGAUUUAGGGUUCCUCUUCCUCGAUCCUCAGUUCCUCUCCUCUGCGUCUGCGAGCUGUUACUGCGAACUGUGCGACUGUUCCUCUUCGGUUCUUCCUCAGCUCUGUGCGACUGCGACUGCGACCCAUUAAAGAGACCCAUUUACCCGGAAAAAAAAAAAGAACAGCGUAACCCCAAUAAGAGCUACAGAAAAACCCUACCUUUCCACUCUUCGUAUGCGUGCACAUUGCCUCUAUCGCUAAGCUCACACUUCUGCUUUCAGCUUCAAAGGUGGCUAUCUCUCUCCUAUACGCACCAUUCCAUAUUGAACACAGAAAGAAAGCUAAACAAAGAGAAGAGAGUUCCAAUCAUGGUGGACGUUACGUCUAUGGGAGAAAUCACAGCCAUAGCCGCUAGGAUUGGUGUGGAUCUUUCCCAAAUCGAUCUUGACUCCAUUCAUCUUCCUCCUGGUGAAGAUUGUGGCAUACCCAGUGAUGAUGAUGACUUAAUGGAGGAGGACCCCUUGGAGUUUGAUGCUGGUUUUGGGAACAUACUGGUGGUGGACAAUCUUCCUGUGGUGCCCAAAGAGAAAUUUGAGAAGUUGGAAGGAGUAGUUCGGAAAAUUUACAGCCAACUUGGUGUUAUUAAGGAGGAUGGUCUCUGGAUGCCUGUUGAUCCUGAGACUCAGAAAACCCUUGGGUACUGCUUCAUCGAGUAUAAUACUCCUCAGGAAGCUGAGCUGAGUAAGGAGAAGACACAUGGAUACAAGUUAGAUAGGUCGCAUAUAUUUGCUGUUAACAUGUUUGAUGACAUUGAGAAAUUCCUGAAAGUUCCCGAUGAAUGGGCUCCACCAGAGAUCAAGCCUUAUGUUCCCGGGGAGAAUCUGCAACAGUGGCUUACUGAUGAGAAAGCUCGAGACCAGUUUGUGAUUCGGGCUGGCAAUGACACAGAGGUCCUCUGGAAUGAUGCAAGACAGUUGAAGCCUGAGCUUGUUUACAAACGUUCUUUCUGGACUGAGAGUUUUGUUCAAUGGUCCCCUCUGGGAACGUAUUUGGCAACAGUUCACAGACAAGGUGCUGCAAUUUGGGGUGGUGCCACCACUUUCAACCGUCUGAUGCGAUAUGCACAUCCACAGGUAAAGCUGAUUGAUUUCUCCCCUGGUGAGAGAUAUCUGGUGACAUACAGCAGCCACGAACCAAGUAACCCUCGUGACACUCAUAGGGUUGUGCUAAAUAUUUUUGAUGUGAGAACUGGGAAAGUGAUGAGAGAUUUCAAGGGAAGUGCCGAUGAAUUUGCAGUUGGAGGAACUGGAGGUGUUACUGGUGUGUCGUGGCCAGUUUUUAGGUGGAGUGGUGGUAAAGAAGACAAGUACUUUGCAAGAAUAGGAAAGAAUAUCAUCUCUGUUUAUGAAACAGAGACUUUCUCUCUUAUUGACAAGAAAUCUAUCAAGGUUGAAAAUGUUAUGGAUUUUAGCUGGUCGCCAGCAGAUCCAAUUCUUGCACUUUUUGUUCCUGAAUGCGGAAAUCAACCUGCCAGGGUCAGUCUUGUGCAAAUCCCAAGCAAAGAGGAGUUGAGGCAGAAGAAUCUCUUCAGCGUUAGUGAUUGCAAAAUGUAUUGGCAAAGCAAUGGAGACUACCUUGCUGUCAAAGUUGACCGGUACACGAAGACUAAGAAAAGCACUUACACUGGUUUUGAGCUGUUCAGAAUCAAAGAACGGGACAUUCCGAUUGAGGUUUUGGAGCUUGACAACAAGAACGACAAAAUCAUUGCAUUUGCCUGGGAGCCAAAGGGUCACAGAUUUGCUGUUAUCCAUGGCGACAACCCUAGGCCAGACAUCAGUUUCUACUCUGUGCGGUCUGGCACUAACACGGGCCGUGUUUCAAAGCUGACAACUCUUAAGGGAAAGCAGGCUAAUGCUCUCUACUGGUCACCUGGAGGCCGCUUCCUUAUUUUGGCUGGACUGAAAGGUUUCAAUGGGCAGUUGGAAUUCUUUGAUGUUGAUGAGCUUGAAACCAUGGCAUCUGCUGAGCAUUUUAUGGCUACAGAUGUUGAAUGGGAUCCUACUGGAAGGUAUGUAGCAACAUCUGUUACCUCAGUUCAUGAGAUGGAAAAUGGAUUCAACAUUUGGUCUUUCAAUGGAAAGCUGUUGUAUAGGAUACUUAAGGAUCAUUUCUUCCAGUAUUUGUGGCGCCCCAGGCCACCAUCUUUCUUGAGCAAGGAGAAAGAGGAAGAGAUCGCUAAGAACUUGAAGAGAUACAGCAAGAAGUAUGAGGCAGAGGAUCAGGAUGUUUCAUUGCAAUUGAGUGAGCAAGAUCGUGAAAAGCGGAAGAAGUUGAAAGAAGAAUGGGAAGCAUGGAUUAACGAGUGGAAGCGGCUGCACGAAGAGGAGAAAAUGGAGAGGGAGAAGUUGCGUGAUGGAGAAGCCAGUGACGAAGAGGAGGAAUACGAGGCAAAGGAAGUUGAAGUUGAGGAAAUAAUAAAUGUUACUGAGGAGAUUAUUCCUUUUGAAGAGAGCCAACAGUGAAUUCAAGAGUUUGAGAAGCCCUGUCCAACAUUUUCUGCGAGAGCCUGCUAUAAGGAGAAGCGAACUGAGAGCUUUAGGUAGGAUAUUUGGUUAAAAACUUUGUUUUCUUUUUGUUUCUUUUUCCAACUCAUUUUCUUUUAUUUCCUUUGUUGAGUAGACUAUACGAAGUUUUGUCUGUUAACUAGACUAGCCGAAAAUUGCUGUUACAAUGGGCAAUGAAUUUGAUUACAGAGACUUGAUUAUUUUGUUGGGUA
Messenger RNA from Nicotiana attenuata, 2786 nucleotides. Its product is annotated as eukaryotic translation initiation factor 3 subunit B-like. The record is from RefSeq and is a predicted model, not a curated record. Lineage: Eukaryota; Viridiplantae; Streptophyta; Magnoliopsida; Solanales; Solanaceae. Gene Ontology annotation, cellular component: eukaryotic translation initiation factor 3 complex. Gene Ontology annotation, biological process: translational initiation. Gene Ontology annotation, molecular function: translation initiation factor activity; translation initiation factor binding; RNA binding.